CCCCGAGCGGCGACCACAGGAGCCAGUGAGUCCACGGGAGCAGCCGCAGCCCGUGGCGAGCAUCGUCUCGGGGCGUAAAAGCUUCAGCUCCGUCCCGAAAGUAUGACGAACGGUGCUUAAACAGCCAGCCUUUCACUGCGAUCCGCAAAGCAGGCCGAUCUCAAAGAGGUGGAGACUGCACAAUGUAGGCAGGCUGGUCGCCAGUGGGACUCCAUACUGCUCUCUGGGGGACCAUGGAGCCAGAAGGGCGACCCCUCACCCCAGGGACCAGCUAUGGGCCCCCACCCUUCAACUCAGCACAAAACCCUGUCACCUCCACCUUCCUCAACUGCACCUUACAGUCCUCAUGUUCUCCAAAUGUGAAAGAUGGCCUGAUGUCCGCCAAAUGCUCUUGGGGCCACGCUGGAGAUGAGGGCUCCAAGCAGACCGAGGGCACUCCGCCCGAUGCGGACCUGGGGAGGAGCGCACAGAGGAGAUUCAGGUCCUCAGCCUUUCCUUCCUCCCUAAGCUGGGACUCUGACUCUGAGAAAGAAACACUCGAUGAGGAGGAGCUACAGCACUUUUCUAACCCUCAUGGUCUGGCUGCUCACAGCCCAGGAUCUCCUUCUUCUGGACUCAGACUUGAUAGCGAAGAUGACCAAGAAUCUGAAAAGCUGCAGCACUUGCAUCGCAAGACUGACUCGCCUACUCCUGUGGAGGGGCACGACGACAACGAUGAGAGCACAACAGCACAGGAGCCAAAUGCAUCUCAGCUUGGCCCAACAGAAUUGGCAGACAGCAAAGUCUGGAAUGUAUCUGAGGGAGAUGAGCUGUUUCUGGCCAAAGUAAAACCAAAGGACGGUUGCCAAAUGGAGGAGGAGGCAGACAAUAGUGAGGGACCGAAAAGGCCCAAGGGAAAGGAAACAAAGGAGCCUGAGAGAGAUGUGUACAGCUUCCCUGGAGACUCAGACCCUGAGAGUCCCCCUCCUGCCCCCUGGGCUCAUUGCACAUUCAUUCAGCGGUGCAGAAAGAAGAGGGUACUGCUCAGACCCUUCUCCGGACUUGGCACCCUGAAACGCACAUUGCCUGAGACUGGCAAGCGGGCGAGAGCGAGUCCUCAAAAACCAAAACCUGCUGAGCCGGCGCAGCUGAAUCGAGGUGGAGGAGUUUAUGAUUUUGAGGAUGUUAACUUCGGAGAGGGAGCAGUGGAAGAGCCGAUGAAGUUCAGAGACAAAGGAGGGAAAAGAGACAAAGAGGAUGAAAGUGAGGGAGUGCCGGGUAAAGAAAUCUUCACCUGUGUGGAAUGUAGCAUUUACUUCAAAAAGCAGGUCCACCUGCAGGAGCACAUAGUUGAGCACUGUCAGAGUGGUGCAGGUGGUGGCGGCCGUCUAGGAAAGAGCGGCCGUUUUCGGUGUAUUGAGUGUGGAUGGAACCUCCCGACUCGGCUCACACUGGCAGACCACCACAGAAGGCACCAGGAGUCCCGUCUGAAGAUCUUGGAGGAGAUCGAGAAACUGAAUGAAAAUGGGAAGGCGAGAGAGAUUCAGAAACUCGACAGUAAGGUGGUGAAGCAUAUCAGCCCAGACCCAGCUAUUAUGCAAGAUGCAUGCGCAGCCUCGAUUCCAGGCAAAGAGUCAGACCCAGAAAUAGUCACGACUCCACCUCUUUCCCCAGCCCCAGUUUCAACAGCAGACGCAGACCCAGCAGUUCUCGACUCCAACGCAACUGUUUCGAAUUCAGUUCGAACUCCAGCUCAGGCCCGAUCUGUUUCUGCCUACCGCCGCCGCUUUGUCUGCACCAAGUGUAACUUCAGCACAAGAACCUCCCAGGCCCUGGCUAAUCACAGCAAGACCCACAACAGGAAAAAACCCGCUCUCCAGGCUGACCCCCCAUCCCCUGGUUCACCAUCAUGUUUGGCAUCCACUUCCCUGGCCUGUGGUCAUUGUGCCUUCCUGACCUCAAGUCAGACUGUCAUGAGGGAACACCAGAAACUUGCUCACCCUGGACAGGUCUCCAUCAGUGGGGCGCAGGCUGAUGAGACUUCAAGAUCUAAUGUGGGUGCUCGAAUACCAAAACCCGUCGUAGAUUCUGACCAUCUCUCUGGGUCUGGAUCUGGAUCCCUGCCCGAUGCAGCUCAAGGCAAAAGCCAGCAAGAAGUCACUGCCUCUGAGGACAGCACAAUACCGGACAGCGCUGCAGCUCGGCCCACGAGCCGGGUGGUCUUCAAGUGUGCUGGGAACAGGAGAUUCAGCAGAAGAGGGAAGACUUGGACUGAUCCGGCCAAGUUUCGUCCCAAACUGGAUGAUGACAAGCUGUCUGGGAGUGAAGAAGAAGAGCAUGACAAAGAUCAGAGCACAGAGCUUGACAAUGAGUGUUCCCGACAAGAGGCCAACUCACCUGAUGGAGUGAAACCGCACACCAGAGCACGAUCAAACACAGACGAGUGUUCGGCACAGCAGAGAGCUACAUCGUCACUCCCUCCUAAGAAGAGUGCGAUGAAGGACGAAGACAAGCUGGAAGGGGAAAGAGACGGAAAGGUUUUCUUUUUGAGGAGGAGCAACCGGGUUACUGCCGCUCCUGCAGAAAUUGACAGUGAUGAUGAUGACGACGACAUUGACGAGGAACGCGUGCGACGUUUCCUGUCAGAGGGCAUCUUGGAUGAAGACAACGGCGGGAUUGAUGAGGACGCAGAGGCACUCAAGAGCGUGGAGAGGAAAUGCCCCUACUGCCCCGAUCGAUUUCAUAAUGGCAUUGGGCUUGCCAAUCACGUGAGGGGCCACCUGAACCGAGUGGGCGUCAGCUACAAUGUGCGUCACUUCAUAUCCCCCGAGGAAGUUAAUGCGAUUGAGAAGAAGUUCUCCUAUCAGAAGAAGAAGAAAAAAGUUGCCAACUUCGACCCGGACACAUUCAGCGUGAUGCACUGCGAGUUCUGCAGCGCCGGCUUCGACACCCGGGCCGGCCUGUCCAGCCAUGCCCGGGCCCACCUCCGCGACUUCGGCAUCACUAACUGGGACGUCACCAUCUCGCCGAUCCACAUCCUGAGGGAGCUGUUCUCCAGCAGGCCCGACCUUGUAAUCCCCACGGCACCCCCCCGGAGCCCCGGCUCUUCACUGGAGGAGGGUGAGGAGGAAGAGGAAGAGGAAGAGGAAAAAGAGGAGGAAGGGGAGGGAAUCAUUGAGGUAAAGCUGGAGGGGGAGACAAGUGAAAGGACGCCGAGUGCUGCCGCUGCUGAUGCACAGCCGACAGCAUCUCAACACUGCAAGAAGGAGGACUGUGAAGAAGAGUGUGAAGGUGAGGAGGAGGAAGCAGCUGAGGAAGAGGAUGAGGAGGAGCUGCGGCGGCUUCCAGCUCUGGACGGUCUGAGGUCGAGCCCUGGGAAAACGGGGCCGUGCAGCGUGGACGCAGACAGCCUCUCUCCUGGGGAGGAUGCAGACUCCAAGGUCCACAACCUGAAGUGUGAGGUGUGUGGCGCUCUGUUCGAGACCCGGAGGGGACUGUCCAGCCACGCCCGCUCCCACCUGCGCCAGCUGGGCAUCAGUUUGUCAGAGAGCAGCGGGGCACCCAUCAACCUCCUCUACCAAAUUGCCAAGGAGCGCAACGCAGACGGCCAAAUCAGCUCACCUCCCCUGGAGCCGCUUUCAGCCAACAACCCCUCCCCGCCCGUUCCUCGGAAAGAUGAGGAUUUAGAAGACAUGGACUUAGACGAGAAACCCAUCCCUCUCUCCAUCCUGGCCAAAGCAGAGAAAGUGGCGCCGCCCUCUUCCUCCUCCACGCCCACACCUUCUCCUGGUGCCUCUCCAGCUCCGCCUCACUCCGGCUCCCCGUCCUCAGUAGUGAGGAAAGCCCCCAUUUCCUCCCUGCUGCCCGUGUCUUCCCCCUUGCGCUCCCCGGAGCACAAGGCUGGGGGAAUGAAAAGCUUGACCUCUAACCUCUCUGCCCCGGCCACCAUCACAACAAGCAAACCCCUCUGGGCACCGCAGGAGAAUGACGCUCCUCUCAACCUCACACUGGAGGUGGACCCCAACAAGGACAUCGUUUGUCAGCUGUGCGGCGCCUGGUUUGAGACCCGGAAAGGCCUGUCCAGCCACGCUCGAGCCCACCUGCGGCACUUUGGGGUGGAGUACUCCGAAUCCAAGGGCUCUCCCAUCGACCUCCUGAACCAGCUCAUCGAUACCGACGACUUCAAGCACAAAGCCAGUGCACUGCAGCUCGACAGCCACACGGAGCCGCGGGGCCUCACGACCACGCUCUCCUCCACGAAGCAGUCCUCCUUGCUGAGCCUCUCCUCCUCCUCCACAUCCUCCUCCUCCUCCUCCCUCCUCUAUAAGGCGACCACAGCUGGGGGUGGGACGACAUCCAAAGCUACCUCUUCCUCUGCCUCAUCUUUACUUGGCCCACCUGCCAAGCGUCUCAAGUCUUCUUCCAUGCGGGUCUUCCGCCUGAGUAGUGGGGAGCUCAUGGCCCUUCCGCACAGUGAACCUCCGAAGGAAAUAGGCUGUGAGUUCUGUGGGGAAUACUUUGAGAACCGUAAAGGCCUCUCCAGCCACGCCCGCUCCCACCUGCGCCAGAUGGGCAUCACUGAGUGGUCUGUGAACGGCUCGCCGAUCGACACCCUGAGGGAGAUCAUCACAAGACGGGGCCUGCCUUGCGCUCUUCCUCUGAAACCUCUCAAAACUCCGCCUCCGUCCUCUCCGGGUCCCCCUCGCUCACCCCUGUCAACCUCCUCCUCUCCUUCAGCCACCCUCCUCAGCCGUCUACCCUUCGCCUUCGCCCGCCCCUCCAGCCCUCCCCAGCCCGCGGUGUCCAAACCGAGCUCAGCUCCGCCAGCGUCUUCUAGCGGGCUGAUCCUCAAGCUGAAGCCCGAGCCGGUGCAGCUGGAGGUCACCACGCCGGGAGCUGUGGGGAGGUCUGCCGGCUUCUCUGGUGAACCUCUCAACUGGAGCAGCUCUGACAGUGCGCUCCCCCUCAAUUUGGCCAUGGCCCAUGAGGUGGAGCCUACCAGAGAUAUUCGCUGUGAGUUCUGUGGGGAAUACUUUGAGAACCGCAAGGGCCUCUCCAGCCACGCCCGCUCCCACCUGCGCCAGAUGGGUAUUACUGAGUGGUCUGUCAACGGCUCGCCCAUCGACACCCUGAGGGAAGUAAUGCACAAGAGAGGCGUAGGCGCCUCCUCUUACUCGGACCAGGGAGUGAAGAAGGAGUCGAGCCAGGGAGCCAACAGUCCAAGUCCAUGGGAGAGCACGGGGGGCACGGCCAGUUCGGAGGGCGUGGGCGUUUCAGGCUAUCAGUCCUCCAAAUUCCGCAAAUCCCCUCUCAGUUUGCUGCAGUCAGGGUCAAGGCUACACAAGCAGGGCCUGGGGUCUGUGGGCACAUCUGCUACCCCACCUGCAGGGAAGUUCUUCAGGAUUUCCCCGCUGGGGAAAAGGCCUUUGUCUGAGGAGGCUCAAUCAGUGGAGACUGGCCACUCACCACCUCAUCAGCUGAAGACUUUCUCACCACAGCCACAUGAUUUCUCCUUCAAAAGAAAACCCUCCCCAGACAAGCACAGGCACCAGGAUCCCAGUUGUGAGCUGUGCGGCUUCUACUUUGAGAACCGCAAGGCUCUGGCGAGCCACGCUCGAGCCCACCUGAGGCAGUUCGGUGUGACUGAGUGGUGUGUAAAUGGAUCCCCCAUCGAGACGCUUAGCGCCUGGAUGCGCAGCAGGCCGCAGAAGGUGUUGGAGAUGCAUCGUAGCUACAUGCAGGGUAGCCGCUCCACCCUCAAGAAGAAGAGCAGCUCACCUCUCACUGCGUCAGCAGAUUCUGAUCGUGUCCUCCCCAUCUCAUCGCAGAAGGCCUCCUCCUCUUCCUCCUCCUCCUCCUCCUCCUCCUCCCAGUGGUCCUCGUCUUUGGCCGUGAGCCUGGUCCGACCGCUGAGCCGCGAGGUCAGCCAGGAACCUUCCAAGACUGCCGAGGAUGAAGCCGGUGCCAGUCCACUGGCCGCUCCCAUCAGGCCAGGCCGCAGCAGUCCGGGCCUCUCGCGGCUCGCCGGCAACCUCCCGCUACAAGCACAGGUGGCACGCAGCGAGCUGAACGUGCGCCUGCCCAGAGGGUUCGAGCGUCGGCCCUUGAAGCACCCGUCUUGCCCGGAUGGGACAGAGAGAGACAGCGGCCCUCCUAAGCCCCCCCGCACAGGCACCGUCCCCGCCCUGGUGCCCAAACCACCUUCCUACCCACUGGUCAAACUGGUGGGCAAGUUCUACACCCUGAAGUGCCGGUUCUGCGAGGUGGAGUUUCACGGUCCGCUGUCGGUGCAGGAGGACUGGAUCAGACACCUCCAGCAGCACAUCCUCAAGAUGAACUACAACAAGCCUGCUGCGUCCAAAGCAGCCUCUGCCGGACCCCCUGCCCCAGCUGAUGACCCAGCCCCGGUCCAGGCCUCUGCCCCAGCCUCCACCUCUACCUCUAGUACCACCUCUACCACACCUGCCCUCACCUCCACCCCGACCCUCACCACAGCCCCCAGCAGCCGCUCCCCUACGCCUCUGGCCGAGCGUGCUCCGCCUGUCACUGCCACAGAGAUAGUAAAGGUCUCAGAGGAGCAGCCCGCCCAGUCUCCAGCCUCUGUUGUCCUCCCCACCCAGACAGCGUAAGCUCAAACUCAUCGGUCAUUUGGCCCCUUUUGUUGUGUCCUGCCUUUGCAAUUUCUUUUCAUCCAUCCGAUUCUUUCCUUUGGCCUUCACAAAGUGUUGUUGAGGAGGAGUGUUUCCCCUCCAAAGGGCCCUCUGAGCACCUUUGAAGCAGCUUUCUAGACUGUUACUAAGUCCCGUUACCAUGGGAACGAAGCUCUCCUGGCUUAUCUGUGCACCGGGGAUGGAUGACUGUGGAAGGAGUCCAAGGUUACGAGGAGAGAUGAACCAAUGUGUUGUGUUUGCCUUGUUCAUAUUGAAUGUUCAGGUGAUGAAAUUGGACCGUUGCUGUACCUCUCCUCCCAUUCACUGGGCGAUUUAGGGGUUAAUGUAGCCCAUUAGCAACCUUCAACCCCCCCUCCUUCAUCUACGACAGUCCCCCCCCCCCCCCCCCCCCCCCCCCCCCCCCUUCCCCCUUUAUGAACAGUGCGUUACUAAGACCUGUGAGGCUUUGGCCACUUCUAUCGGCAUGCUGGUAGCUCUGGCCACAGCCUCUCACCUGAAGGUCCCGACUGAGAUUGACAUUUCUAAUCAUGCUAGUGUUGUGGUUGAAACAUGUGAUAACACUAAAAAGAGGCACUUUUAAUGUUGACAUUGUCACUGAGCACUUACUGAAAGGCCCAGCGAAGCGGGCGAAAUUUGACUAAUUCCGAUUGGUUAAAGGAGCAAGAAGUGGAAGCACACCCAAAAAAGGGAAGAUCCCCCCUAGUAAACUAACUCUAAUGUAAUACUGACCCCCAAAUAUACAUUGUUUGAAUGUAGCUUAAAGCACCUAUUAAUACCAUAUAUGCACACAUUCAUACACAGCCAGACACGUGCCCCGCGCCACCCCGGCGCUGAUCGUUUGACCGUCAUGGCGUUACUACUCCACAGUCUGCUGCUUUCAGCGGAGAGGGCUGCCGUUGUGUUGAAGGCACGACUUAAGGUCACACAUUUCAAGUUGUUCCAUUCACACUGCUGCCAUUUUCUUCCUGCCUUUUUCAACCCAAAUUCGUAUUUAUUUAUUGUUAUUAUGCAUCUGAAUGUGGUAAGCUAGGUCCUUCUGAAGCUUAAGUAGAACUUUGGAAUGUCUGGAAAUAGGUCGGCGGUGCACUUUUGCACAGGUGCACGGUGUGUGUGUGUAUGUGUGUGUGUGUGUGUGUGAUAGUAUGUAUGUUUGUGUACAUACAUAGCAAAUGCGCAUUUGUUUCCCAUUCUGAAGAGACAGACAGAAGUAAAACUGCUUGACGGGAAGACGCCUCCAUAGCUCAAAGUGAGCUAAAUGGGGGAGCCUGUCUGUACGUAGUCUGAUCAGGACUUAUAUGCAUCCGUCGUCGUGUUAGGAUGUGCCAAAGAGUCUGUUUACUUCCUUGUCUUGCCUCUGUAAAAGCUGUUUACAUUGGACCUGAUGGUGGAGGAAACUCUGCACAGCUAUCGAGUUCCCCAAGGCUCCACACUGAACAAUGGACUGAAGCGGCGGUGAUCUGCAUCCACUACACGCACCGCCGAGUUCCCCCAGUUUGAGAGACUCAGGCUCCUGGAGCGGCUUGAUGGGACUCGCGUUGUUACUGUAGGGUUAGAUUAUUCCAGUCAAACAUGAACACAAGCCAAACUCGAAUUCACGCAGGGCUCCUGAGAACUGUCGCCCCCCCUUGUCCAAACACAGAAACACGUCUGACCUCGGGCUCCUGAGGCUGAAGUCUGUUUCUUUCUGCAUUGCUUCAGAGUGCGUUCAUAUCAACCCACAACUGAAGCAAUAACCAAAGGGUCCAUGUAGGCUGACGACCUUUUAAAGUUUGUUCCAGCGUUGCCCAUGUUUGAAACAUGACUGUUCGAUCCAAACGAUACCCAAACCCUUUUAUGGAGUAUAGAUACAUACUAUAUAACUACAUGUACUUAAGAAACUGUUGAUGCUAGUAGAGCUAUCAGCAGUUCUAUUAGCAAGGUAGUUAAAAAAAUAAGUGAUCUUAAUUCCUCUAUCGUGAUUUGAUUUAAACCUUUGAUGCUAUGUAUUUUUUAUUGCUCUGUGCAUUUCUGUAUUUGCAGUCCUGCAAGGUGAAUUUAGAGUAUUUUUUAUUUUUAUCUGUUAGUCUCUCCAAGCUGAAACUUUGGUGCUGGCGAGAGUGUCGCAGGUCGGGAGCUGGCGAGUGAGUGAGCGUGAGGGAAUCGUUUUAGUGUGAUUGUCACGUCCUGGUAUCAGAGGACUCUAAUAAGCAGGUCUCAAAGGGGACCACUGUGCUCGGUGAGAUAUGAUCCUCUCUCUGCAUUCACAGGGUAAUAGAUGCUGCAGCCUGUUGCAGGGCUGUGGCCGCAUUACUGCGUAAGAUGUGAAUCAGAGGCCGGCGCAUUAGUGUUCCCUUUUAAGAUUACCUGACUAAGCCUCAGCUGGUGUAACUGGCUGUUGUGUGUGUGUGUGUGUGUGUGUGUGCGCGCGUGCUCGUGUGUGUGUGUGUGCGCGCGUGCUCGUGUGUGUGUGCGCGAACGGAAGCGUGUAAAAAGACAGUGAGAUGACAAUGACGACUAAGAAGAAAAAGACACAGUCAAGAACAGAACUGUACUGUACACAAAGGGUUAAGUUUUAAGUGAAUCAACUCCAGAACAAACAAUAAAUGUGAUUUCAAUUUCAAUUUCAGACACUGAAUUGUUGCCUUUAUUGUGAC
Messenger RNA from Chelmon rostratus (copperband butterflyfish), 9283 nucleotides. Its product is annotated as protein Wiz. NCBI's taxonomy places the organism in Eukaryota, Metazoa, Chordata, Actinopteri, Chaetodontiformes, Chaetodontidae. Gene Ontology annotation, cellular component: nucleus. The record is from RefSeq and is a predicted model, not a curated record. The coding region runs from base 234 to 6608 and encodes 2124 amino acids. The transcript has 17 exons. Gene Ontology annotation, biological process: regulation of transcription by RNA polymerase II. Gene Ontology annotation, molecular function: RNA polymerase II cis-regulatory region sequence-specific DNA binding; DNA-binding transcription factor activity, RNA polymerase II-specific.